AUCCUUUGGGCAUUUGCAGGUUUCUCCAAUGGCAUUACAUCGGCCGUUUUUAUCGCCACUUCCCUCUCUUCAACCUCCAAAGCCCUCCAAAACAUUCAGAAUAAGCUUUCCUUCUCAGACCCAUCGCCCCUUUUGCUGUUCUAAACCAAUUUCUCAAUCGGAAUCUUCUACUUCUCCUUCAACUGGAGUUUUCAUCAAAGGAUUGCCUCUGUCAACAGCUGAAGGACGUCUCAAGAAAGCGUUUUCAGAAUUUGGGGAGGUUAAGCAUGUCAAUGUUGUGAGGGAAAAAAUAUCCAAGCAGUCUUUGGGAUCCGCUUUUGUUUGGUUCGAUAAGGAAGAGUCCGCGCAGCUAGCCGUGAACGAGAUGAAUGGGAAGUUUUUUGAUGGCAGGUUCGUUUUAGUUAAAAUCGCGAUACCCGGAUUGUCCAAAAAUCGGGGGAGAACAACACCAUACAAGUUCUAAUUUCCCAGAAACGUUUGAAGCCUAUACGAUAGUAGAAUGGAUUUCAUUUAUCGGCAGGUACGCUAUACUAUCGACAAGUAAAAACUAAAUCGAGUUCUUGGGGGUGGUAUUCUGCUGUCUUUACCAUAAUGAACAUUUGUUACUACUGUUGUAUGAUCUUCAUAGAAUGAAAGUUUGAAAUGAACAGAUUAAACAAAUACAAAUAGAUUAGGGUAUGCUCGAUUUAUUUCGAGUUUUAGGAUUCGAGUAUUGUAAACGGAAAAAGAAUCCGGGUAACGUGACCCGAAAGCAAUGAGAGUUAAAAUGUUAGUUUAUUUUUA
Messenger RNA from Hibiscus syriacus, 783 nucleotides. RefSeq names its product zinc finger CCCH domain-containing protein 25-like. The transcript is spliced from 4 exons. Gene Ontology annotation, molecular function: RNA binding. Bases 29 to 463 code for a protein of 144 amino acids. The record is from RefSeq and is a predicted model, not a curated record. NCBI's taxonomy places the organism in Eukaryota, Viridiplantae, Streptophyta, Magnoliopsida, Malvales, Malvaceae. Gene Ontology annotation, cellular component: precatalytic spliceosome; U2 snRNP; catalytic step 2 spliceosome. Gene Ontology annotation, biological process: mRNA splicing, via spliceosome.